This is a messenger RNA of Nematostella vectensis (starlet sea anemone), 1877 nucleotides long. RefSeq names its product contactin-1. Lineage: Eukaryota; Metazoa; Cnidaria; Anthozoa; Actiniaria; Edwardsiidae. Gene Ontology annotation, biological process: cell-cell adhesion. The record is from RefSeq and is a predicted model, not a curated record. Bases 54 to 1619 code for a protein of 521 amino acids. The transcript is spliced from 9 exons. Gene Ontology annotation, molecular function: protein binding.
UGAAUCUGCCUGACAGUAUACUCAGAGGCGACUUGGAACCUUUCGUGGAAUCCAUGGCGUUUGCUUGGCAGUGCUUGCUUGUUCGUGUUAGUGUUUUGCUGUUAGGUCACGCUCAAGGAAGAGCGGACAAUCCGGAUGGCACACAAUUGGUCGUUUCUCGUAAGAGUGUUGUGGCUGGUACAAAUACCACUCUGCGAGUUAAUUGCUCGAUUUUCGGGAGAGCUUUGAGAGCUGAAAACCUUUCGUGGACGAGACUUGGUCAGGACGUUGGCGUCAUGUCGAGGCAACUUAGUGACGUCACCCUUCAACUUGUGAUCCCGGAUGCAAAAGUGAGAAAUAGCGGGAAAUACCGCUGCACAGCAAGAACUGGGGUCACAUUAAUCAGCAAAGAUGUCGAUAUUACCAUUGCAGAUCCACCUGGAAGACCAAGAAACAUCCGCUUUCAAUCUUUAAACUGGAAAAUAUGCUUUAACUGGACUGCGGCAUCUUCUUUGCUCCCAGUUAAAUACAAAUGUAGAUACCGCUGCAUCUUUAAUUGCGGGCUCGAAGAUAGUGAUGACGUAGUUGACGGCUGGCACGAAACGUGUCAGUCUUCCCAGCAUGCUUCUGGGUCACGAACGCUUGGUUGUUGUCUAGAUCACGUGACAUUGUUUGUUCGUUACGAAGCUGUUGUGGUUACCGAGAACGAUGCUGGAACAGUGGAAAGUCGUCCAAUGGAGUUCGAGAAAGACUUGAACACCACUCUUGGUCCGCCUGUGGCGUUACGCGGGCAGGCGAGCGGGUAUGGGGAGAUCGUGGUAUCCUGGCAACCUAACCUGUACACGGAGGAGGCCAUGUCAUGGGAUGUCCAGUAUGUCGUCACGUACCACGCCCAAGGGAAAGCCAAUAGAACCUUGACGGUGCGUAGCCCGGGUCAGCAUCACGUGCGCCUCACAGACCUCGCUCCAUACACGCGCUACACGGUGUAUGUUGAGGCACGUGCGCCGAUUAGCCGAUCACAUGGGAUAGCAGCUGGUCCGCUCAUCGUCUACACACGGGAGGAAAGCCCCUCGGAUGCGCCUGUUAUUUCGGAGUGGUGGUCUGCAGUCAAUCCUGAAGACCUCCAGAAACGCAACGUCACCAUAAGAUGGAAGAUGCCAGCUCAGCACAAAUGGAAUGGGCGCAUCAAAAGCUUCCUGAUUGAGUACCGUAAGAAGGCUGGGCGUGUACCGUUGCAUGCAUGGAAUGAGGUGAUGCGUGUGAAUGCAACUUGGAGGCGUAGCGCCGUGCUAGUUGAGCUAGCGUGCCAAGAGAGAUAUGAGGUGGAGAUGAAGAUGUGUAACAGUGCUGGGUGCAGCGGGAUUAGUAACAGGAUCACACUAGAAGCCUUGACGAAUCUUCCAGGUAGAGCGCCUGUGCAGGAUUCCCAAGAGCAAGCUCCUCGUUGGACCUGGAUAGCCAUAAUUGGCACUGGAACACUUAUCCUCGCCUUUACAUGCAUGUUAUUGUUAGCCGUUUGUCUAAAAAGGUCAAUACAAGUAGGUUCCUGCCCUGAUCACGUGACAUCCAGUUCUCAACGCGUGACGUCAUGGUACCCUCUACAAGCAACAACUUACCACCGCAAGUCGGAGCCAGUAUAGUCGAGUUGGACGAGGAUCCUGGGACGAGUUCGAAGGCGUCCUCCCACCUUCCCUACGGACGUUGAUUGGUAUCCCCAGAAGCAUGGAUAGUGCUAGAAAUUCACGAGAACUUAUAUUUUGGCUACGGUUAUUGCUUUCACUUUUUUUCUUAUUAUUAUGUGAUAUGACAUGUAAUGACAUCAACUAGUAAUUUAUUUAAUAAAAAAUUUCUUUCAUUCGUUAUAAAAUGUAAAUAUAUGGACGUGUCUAUGCUCUGGU